Messenger RNA from Prorocentrum cordatum, 819 nucleotides. Lineage: Eukaryota; Dinophyceae; Prorocentrales; Prorocentraceae. The record is from the annotation of a GenBank genome assembly.
GGCGGCGGCCGUGCCGCCGGCGCCGGACCCGCGGUGGUCCGCGGCCGCGGCCGCGGCCGCAGACGCGGUGCUGGCGGCGGAGGCCGCGCAGGCAGCCGCGAACAGGGCUCUUGCCCGCUGGUCGCCCAGAGCCACCGCGGCGGCGGAGGCGGUGAUGGCAGCGGAGCUCGCCGAGCGCAGGGCCAUCGACGCAGAGCUCCGAGACUGGAAGCAUUUCGUCGAGCCCCCGAAGUACGGCGCACUGUUCGGCGACCGCUUCUGCACCGACCCCGUUCAGGGUUGCUACGUGGCGGACUGCUUCGUUGAGAAAGACAGGGUGCGACACCGCGAGGUGGACCUGGUUUAUCGCAGAGCCCAUAACAUCAAGGUUGUGGAGGAAGACCUGCCUUUCAUUGCCUGGCUUGCUGGAGUCGACAGGCGUGCAGACGAGGGCGUGGUGAUCGAUAACCGCUCGUGGAGGGAGCUCUACGAGCUCCGGCAGGUGGAGAAGAGCCAGUGGAUGGUGGAGGUGCAAUGAAACCGACCUUCGCCACGUUGUUCCCUGCCUCAGCGGACGGCAGGAAUUGCAAAACAAUGAGCUUAACUCUGGCGAGCUUGGGACCGAUUGCGGCUGGAACGUGCCAGCCGCUCAUUUUCGGAAUGCACAGUUGCUGUUUUGGGCGGUUCCUGGCCCAAAGCGACCUCCGCCAGGGCUCGUUGUUCUGUGACUCUUUUGCUCGCUCGCUGACACUCGGCGGCGACCCCGGGGGGAAGUGAGAAGGAGAAGGUCUUCUGAGAAGGCUCGGAAGUCCCCUGGCCUUCUGAGAAGUUUUCUGAGCC